AUGUCUGGUGUUCUCAGUUCGCUCUCAUCCGCCGGUGCUCAGGCUUCUUUCACGCUCGACCCCUCCAUCAUCCAGACCACCGAUAACGGUCAAAACCCCCCUGUCGCUGGCCAAGCUGCCGCCAUCCCCAACGUCAACAACUUCAUCAACAACUGUGUCGGCAAGACCAUCAACAACGGUCAGCAGAUCACGGGUGGCGCAUGUCUCCCUGUGACCAUGGGUGAUGUCCCCUCGACUGCAAACAUGCCGUCGACCAAGUUCGUCUCUCCGGCGAACUUGGACACGAUCGCUGCUAACACGGCGUUCACGGUGACACUGGCAAUGAAGAACAUGAAGCUGGGCAGCUUCACCAACGCGCAGAAGACCUACUACGCGAACCCGCAAGCCCUGGACGCCAACGGCCAGAUCGUCGGCCACCAGCACGUCGUCAUUGAGGCGAUCCAGUCGCUCACGUCCACGACCCCGACCGACCCGACCAAGUUUGCGUUCUUUAAGGGUAUCGACGGCGGUGUUGACGGACAGGGACAAGUCUCCGUCGACGUCACCGCUGGCCUCGCACCCGGAACUUACCGCAUGGGCACCAUCCUCGGCGCGUCGACUCACCAGCCUGUGCUGAUGCCCGUUGCUCAGCACGGAAUCGUCGAUGAUGUUGUUUACGUGAGUGUGUUGUAUGUGCACUUAUAUCAAUUGCUCAUUCACUUCCAGUUCACGGUUACUGCUGGAGGUGCUGCUGCUGCCGGUGGUGCUGCUGCUGCCGGAGGUGCUGCUGCUGCUGGAAACAACGCUGGUGCCGGUGCUGCUGCCGGUGGCGCUGCUGCUGCUGCUGCCGCCGCUGCCGCUGCCGCCGCUGCAGGUAACGGUGCUGCAGGUGCUGCCGCUGCCACGAACACUGCCGCUGCCGCUGCUGCGACCACUGCCGCCGCCAACUCCAAGGCCGCCCAAGCCGCCGCAAAGGCCGCCGCAAAGCAAGCCCAAGCCGCCCAGAAGGCCCAGGCUGCGGCUGCUAAGGCCGCAGCGAAGGCAGCGAAAGCCGCCAAGAAGGGUGGCAAGUAG
Mycena citricolor is the source of this 1053-nucleotide messenger RNA. Lineage: Eukaryota; Fungi; Basidiomycota; Agaricomycetes; Agaricales; Mycenaceae. The record is from the annotation of a GenBank genome assembly.